GUUCACAUCGUCCAGAGUCACAUGAAACGUUUCACAGCAAAUCUUUAAGCACCGUUUUCUCUCUUAUUGCAGUGAACAGUGUCGCUUUUAGUACCGAAACUGCUCUAUAAACUGCAGGAAGUUUAAAACCCAACAUGGACGAGGACGGGCUGCCUAUUGUGGGGUCUGGUGUCGAUCUUACUAAGGUCCCUGCUAUUCAACAGAGAAGAGUUGUUGCCUAUCUCAAUCAGUUUGUUGUGCACACGGUCCGGUUUCUUAACCGUUUCUCCACAGUUUGUGAAGAGAAACUUGCAAACAUAUCUCUUCGCAUUCAGCAGAUUGAAACAACCCUGUCCAUUUUAGAAGCCAAACUGUCCUCCAUUCCCGGGCUGGAGGACGUCACAAUAGAAGGACUCAGUCAGCGGCAACCUGCCCAGGCCAAUGGACAGGCCAAUGGACCGGCCAAUGGACCCUCUACCGCCACUCAGAGUCAAACAGGGGGUCCACCAGCAGGCAGUCUUCUUCCCCCAGAGAUUUCGCAGGCUGCUCAGACAGCACCAGAGCCUGCAACGCCACCUCAAGUAGAAGCAGCCGCAGAGAAUGUCAUGACGGUGGCUAAGGACCCGCGUUAUGCCCGAUACCUGAAAAUGGUUCAAGUGGGAGUUCCAGUUAUGGCUAUAAAGAAUAAAAUGGUCCUGGAGGGAUUGGAUUCUAACUUGCUUGACACACCAGAUGCCCCCCUGCCGGAUGAAGGAGCGAGGAGCAUAGAGGAUCAAGAUGUUUCUGCCACCAGCUCUGACAGCGAAUCAUCUUUCAGCGACUGACCUCUGACCUCUAUGCCCGUCACCCAUACCUGGGUCCUGUACAGGCUCACCAUCGCUGGUCUGAGCUCCUGUAGGCCUGCCUGCACUGAGAGAGAAAUGUAGAUCACAGUGAUCCUGUGAAGGAGUAGCAAUGAGAAGCUGCGAAAUAGGUGCCUGAACCUGGAAACCAGAGAGAUUGUACUUUUGGCUUUAAAUUACUGAAAUAGUUUCCUUAAGGUUGGUCAGUGACAUCCUCUAUUUUUGUUGUAUUCACAAAGAGGGAAGGUUUUUCCCUGUUGUUAGCACUAGACCUCAGAAUAUUGCAGUAGCAAGUCAUUUUUGUACAAAAAGUAAUUAUAUAUUGUAAAUGUUAACAUGUUUUUGUGGUCACUACUUUUACAGACAAAUGCCUUUUAAGAGAUACAACUAUCUGGUGAAAGUUAUUUAAAAAAUGUGUUGGAAACUUCAAAACUCAGAUUGUAAGUCUGUGUGUUCAGGCGAGGUAGACACAUAUAUAAAAAAAGAUUUCAGAACAAUAAUCCUGUUUAAAUAGAGAGAAUCUCUGAUCACUUUAUUCAAUAAAAGAAAUAAGAUGGAUAUCAUUUAAUCUUUUCUAGCCAUCAAUUAUCAUUCAGCUAUGUCGAAGCAAAAUUAUGUUAUUAGUUGCAAACUUAAUUAAAUAAAAACAUUAAUCUGCA
This is a messenger RNA of Trematomus bernacchii (emerald rockcod), 1480 nucleotides long. It is a transcript of the gene washc3, whose product is annotated as WASH complex subunit 3. Bases 135 to 803 code for a protein of 222 amino acids. The transcript is spliced from 7 exons. Gene Ontology annotation, cellular component: WASH complex. NCBI's taxonomy places the organism in Eukaryota, Metazoa, Chordata, Actinopteri, Perciformes, Nototheniidae. The record is from RefSeq and is a predicted model, not a curated record. Gene Ontology annotation, biological process: actin filament polymerization; exocytosis.